Amphibalanus amphitrite is the source of this 4899-nucleotide messenger RNA. RefSeq names its product ubiquitin carboxyl-terminal hydrolase 8-like. Bases 302 to 3703 code for a protein of 1133 amino acids. Gene Ontology annotation, molecular function: cysteine-type deubiquitinase activity. Gene Ontology annotation, biological process: protein deubiquitination. The record is from RefSeq and is a predicted model, not a curated record. The transcript has 12 exons. NCBI's taxonomy places the organism in Eukaryota, Metazoa, Arthropoda, Thecostraca, Balanomorpha, Balanidae.
GUGUCCUUUGCGUUGUUUGGGGUUGAAUGUUUCUCGAUAGCUUGGAUAGAAAUGAAAUAUCAUUAGCAUCAUUGUUUUCAGUGAUGCCAGUGAAUGCGUAAGGUUGAAUUGCCCGUUUUUAGAUUUAUUGAAUUCUUAAUAGACCAGACACAGUAAAGGUGUUUGGCAAUUGGCGAUGACGAACAGCUCCCUGCUAAAUACCCUGCGCCUGAUGACUGGUGUCACAAUGUGAUGCACACUGUGUCACUCGCAUCGCAAAUCUGCAGUUUCAGACUAGAAUAUCUGCCGCGAAAUACUCACGAUGAGUCUCAGCACGGGCAAACCGAUCAAAUCCCUCUACAUGGCAACCAGCCUGGACGGCCUGGACUCCUUCAUCUACCGAAAGCUGGACCUGGUGAAGGGUGCCCCGGCCCGAACAUGCUGUGCCACCGCCGACACCGUCUACAAAAGCGCCGCCGAGGCGCUGCGAGCGGGCGACGAAGAGCGCGCCUUCGUGCUCUUCAUGCGCUACAUGGAAAUACACAAUCAGAUCCGUAGCAAACCCGAGUACAAAAAGGAUGAGAAGUAUUAUAACAGCCUGUUGGGUAUGAAGAAGUUUGAACAGGCGCUGGGUGUGUGCGAACGUCUGCAGACGGACUUGAAGAACCGCUACGCCCUCAGGUUAGAAGAAGAGGAAGCCAAGAAGCUGAUUGAGAAGCAGGAGAGGCUGGCGAAGCAGGAGAAGCACGACAAGGCGGCGGCGCGGGGCGGUGGUAAAGCUGCGGUGGGUAAAUCCGCCAGCCACACGGCCGUCAUCCCGCCGGCUGCGGACGCGACGCCCUCGCCGGCCGCCGCCGCCGCCGACGUCGAGACUACCAUCUCGUGCACGGCGCUCAACUCGCUGAUCAAACAGGAGAGCACCUCGUACCUGAUCGUGGACGUGCGGCCGGCGGCCGAUUUUGCCGACUCACGACUGGUCUCUCGGUUCGUGGUGAGCGUGCCGGCCGAGAUGGUGCGCCCGGGGGUGACGGCGCCGGCGCUAGAGGCCCAGCUGCCCGAGCCCAGCCGGCAGCUGUUCGCGCGCCGCCGCACCGUCGACCGGCUGGUGCUGGUGGAUUGGAGCGGCUCAGAGGAGGCCGGUACUCCGCUGGACACUCUCCGGGACGCCAUGGUGAAGUGGGACACGGCAGCGUACUGCGCGCGGCCCGUCACCCUGGCUGGCGGCUACCAGAUGUGGCUGCACACCUACCCCAUGCUGACGACCAACCCGCAGGCGCGCGCGCCGUCCACCGCUCCUCGCCAGGCCGAAGUACCGCUCAGCUUCGAGUACCCGAGUCUAGAGGAGCCGACUCCGCCGCCCGCCGCCGGAACGGCUGCGGCGCCGUCGAUAGACCGCUCUGUGAAGCCGUCCGAUCCGCCGGCGGCUGGGCCCAGCCAGCCGACUGUCGGCGAUGUGGACCUGGAUGCCGCCACGCAGCGUGCCGACGAUCUCCUCGAGCGGAUUCGAAACCUGCGCGUCAGGCCGUCAGGAGGCGAGCGGCUGGCCUGGCCGCCAGCGUCCACCGGGAACCCGGCGCUCACACAGAUUUCACGACCUCAGCCGGCGUCUCAACCUUCCUCUCAGCCGUCGUCUCAAUCUUCCUCCCAGCCGUCAAAGCAGCCGGAGCGGGCGGCGGGCGCGCGGUCCGCCCGGCCGGGCGUGCCGUCCAGGGCGCUGAAGCCGCAGCUGGACGAGUCGGCCACCCGACAGCUGCUCGAGCUCAGCAAGAACCGGCUGGAGGCGGAGCGAGACUGGCAGCGCGUCCGGCAGUCUCGGGAGCAGCAGUUGGAGUCGGAAAUGCGGGCGCAACUCCAGCAGAAGGAGGAGAUACUGCUGGCCGAAAUCCAGCGGCUGGAGAAGGAGCAAACUGCCUGGGAGGCGCGCCAGGCUGACCUCAGAGCGGACAACGAGGCGCUGCGACUGCGGCUGGCGGCGUACGAGUCGCCCGCGGCGGUGACGGACGGCCCGGCCGCCGAGAGCGGCUCAGACGGGACGGCGUCCGACCGACGACUGCAGGAGCUGCAGGCCGAGCAGGCGCGGGUGGCCGAGCAGCUGGAGGCGGCGCAGAGGGCCCGGCAGCGCGACCAGGAGCGAGAGGAGACGCGCAGGAGGACGGAGAGAGAGGCGGCCGCGCGGGCCGAGGAGGACCGGCGGAGACGCGCGGAGGAUGAGGCCAAGAGAAAAGCGCUGGAGGAGGAGGCGAGGAGGAAGAGAUUGGAGGAGGAGGAGGCGCGGAAGAGGCGGCUGGAGGAGGAGGAGGAAGCCAAGCGGAGGAAACUGGCGGAGGAGGAGGCGAACCGCGCGCGACUGGCGGAAGAACAGGCGGCGGAGGAGCGGCGGCGGAGGCGGGCAGCUGCAGAGGAGCAGCGCCGACUGGAGGAGCAGGAGCGCCGGCUGGAGGAGCAGGAGCGGCGCCAGGAGCGGAGGGACGGCGAGACGCACCGCGCCCCGCUGCGGGGGGACGGCGGCGGCGGCGGCGGCAGGCUGAAGCGCUCCCACUCGUCACCGUUUAUCGCCGGACUCGGCCAGGAGCAGGCGGGCGCGCCGGCCGCCGAUCGCGCGCCGCCCGCCUUCAGCCGAGAGACCAAGCCGCUGGUGCGCACACAGCGCGGCGACGUGCAGGCGGCCCGGACUCGCCACUUCGCUCCGUCGUACGGCUCCGUGGCACCGGCCCUCACCGGGCUGAAGAACCUGGGUAACACCUGUUACAUGAACGCCGUGGUGCAGUGCAUAAACAACACGCCCGGCCUGAGCGAGUUCUUUGUCAACGAGAGAUACCAGGACUUUAUCAACUACGACAGCGAGCUGUCGCGCGGCGAGGCGGCGCAGGAGCUGGCCGCAGCCGUCAAGGUGCUCUGGAGCGGACACUACAGGUCAGUGGCGCUCUAUGACCUCAAGGACGUGAUGGGCCGGCACCACGGCCGGUUCCGCGGCUCGGCGCAGCAAGACGCGCACGAGUUUCUGAUGUACCUGCUCGACUUUCUGCACGAGGACCUGAACGAGGUGCACCGGAAACAGCCACUCAAAGAGCAGGAGAAUGACGGCGUCCCGGACGCUCGUGCCGCCAAGCUGGCCUGGGACGACUUCAAGGGCAGCAACCGGUCGUUCAUCCUGAACCUGUUCUGGGGGCAGCACAAGUCGACGCUGCGCUGCUCCCGCUGCGGCAACCAGUCGGUCAAGUUUGAGACGUUUUCACACCUCUCCGUGCCGAUGCCAGCCAGGUCGAGCCGAUGCUCCCUGAGCGAGUGUAUCCAGCUGUACAUGGCUGGAGACACCAUCAGUGGCUGGACCUGUCCAAAGUGCAAGAGCAGCAUCGAGGCCACCAAACGACUGGACAUCUGGCGCCUCCCGCCGGUGCUCAUCAUACACAUACAACGCUUCUAUAACGAUGGUCUGUGGAGGAAGAAGCAGUCGAACGUGCAGUUCCCUCUGGAGAACCUGGACAUGUCACCCUACGUCAUCAACAAGGAUGCGCGCUACCGCCACCACAAGUACCACCUGUACGGCGUGGUGAACCACUUUGGGUCGAUGGAGAGCGGCCACUACACGGCUUUCUGCCGCGCGCCCAACACGGGGCGCUGGCACAAGUUUGAUGACCACGAGGUGUACCAGCUGAACAGCGGCAGUGUGCAGAGCUCAGCCGGCUACAUUCUGUUCUACUCGGCCAUCGACGGAAGGCUGUAGGCACGGUCACUCUCGCUUGUGAUGUGAUCAAGAGUCAGACAUGAGACAUCCAAGCUCCCGUGUCGGCCGCCUUCCGGAGCCUAGUAGUUCCCCGUCCGACCGGCAGGCGGCUCUGGUGACGCCCGUGCAAUACGCCGACCGCCUCUGGGUGUCUUCCUGCCUCCGCAGCUGAACUAGCGCGCGUUCUACCGUGUGUGCUAAGCUCCUUCAUGCCUCUGGUGACUCGGUACGCGCAGCUGUUGACUGUUGGGACGACUCAGUUCGGUAGUUUCGUGCUCGAUGUAGUGGAGUCCGAUCGACACGCCUCGUACCGGGUGCGACUCCGUAUCGCUGCUUGCGCGACGAAUGCGACAGCCAUUGCGAUGUAUGCCAUUACUUCGCCUUCGGUAUGCAACUAUGUGUUCGGCGCUAGCGCCAUAGACUACGUAUAUCGGUAUUAUCGCACUGUGUUACUUGUAUGUGUUGUUCUCACUGCGUUUUGAUUCCGCGUCUUGUGUGACAGCACACACAGUUUGUGUUCCGGUGUUACUGCUCUUCCGUCGUGAUCCGAUGUUACAGAAGAAUGUACGAUUAUGCCAUGCUAUGACGUUGUUGCACUCACGCGAUGUAUAAUUGGCAGCCUUACAAGGUUUAUCAUACGUUGCCGAUCUAUAUCGAGAAGCGCCGUGUGCAUUAUCGCCUUGCCGCGGCGUGUUGUGAUGUUUCUCGGAGCCGGCGUGCGGCCCGCUCCGUUCUCAGGCUGUGUCCGCGGGCGCUGUGCCGCUCGUCUCUCGGUGUCUGUCGGUGACGUGCCUGUUCGGCGGCGCAUAGGGUCCGUUAGGUAAUGGUUGGCACCGUGGCGGGGUGAGGCGGCCGUGCCAGCUGGCCCGCACCCAGCUGGUGUUUGUGCGCCGCCGUCUGCAGCGGCCGGUGACGGACAGACGUGCACCGGUGACCCAGAGUCGCUCCCCGAUGACGCAACAUGUGCUGCGUCUUUGGUCUGGUCGGACUGGUGGACCGCUCCGCGAAUAUGGCAUUUACCGGGCGGACCAGAGAGCCUAGGCGUUUGACCGGCAACGCUCGCAUUUAUCGUGGAGUCUGCGCACGACUCCCGUUCGCUGGUCGCUAUUACGUGUGUGCAGAUCGUCGUAUUAUCCAAAUGUUCCACGGGGAGCGCAUAUUAUAUUAUAUAUGUAUAUACAACAUGUGAUAGCCCA